CGGGUUGUGCAGAAGGUGAGAUCACGUCGGAAGGAGAGUGUUUUGUUCCACUGCCCGGACCAGAGACAUGGGAAGGGGCAGUUCUCGCUUGCCAGGAUAUCGGAAUGGAACUGGCUUCCAUUCUUAGCGAACAACAGUUCAUUGACAUCCGCGAGCACUUAAAUGAUGCACUUGACGGUGACUAUUGGACAGGACUGAACGAUCAAGAGGUUGAAGGAUGUUUGGAUGCUAGCAGUGUGAUAUGCGAAGAAGUUCUCGCGCAAAUUGUGAAAACAAAUCAAAAAAUGACAAGGCGAAUCUCAAUUUCUAGAAAUCCUUAUGUAAAUUACUUAACAGCAGGGGAGAGUGAUGCUUUAUGGAUUGGUCUCAGUCAGAAUUUGUUGCCAACGUCCCCGACAGAUGAACUGACUUGGUUUGAUGGAACAACGUACGACUUUACACAGAUGCAAAAUGGUGCUGAUCUGAGUGGUGUCAAAUGCGUUCUCGACACGGCCACCCCCGGCGAGUGGCAGCCUGUGGAAUGCAACGAACUGCACGGUUUUAUUUGCGAAAAAUCGCCGACAUCUGAGACGGUAUGCCCUGGCGACAAUAUGCUGAGGCUAGGAGACACGUGUUAUACGAUUGCCGAAGGUCCAAUUACGUCUCCCCGUGCGACUUUGAAAUGCCUAGAGGGCGGUGCAGAGCCUGUGUUGAUACACAAUGAGUAUAUUCAAUAUCUAUUGCAUUGGUACGUGACUAACAAUGGUUUUCAGACGGAGAGUUUCUGGAUCGGUUUAUCAGAUGCGGAAAACGAGGGUAACCAUAUUUGGUACGACAACAGCGCCCUCGUUUAUCAAAACUGGGCUGAGGGUCAGCCUGACAAUGCAGGAAACGAUGAUUGUGUGAAGCUCGACUGGGAAUGGGACUUUGCUUGGAGUGACGCAAGAUGCUCAGAAACAUACAACUAUAUAUGCGAAUUUGCAUCAACGCCGUGUGAGCACUCAAGUGACUGUCCAGAACUCGCAGAAUGUUCCCUGGGUCAAUGCAAAUGUCAGAGUGGCUACACAGGAAAUGGAUUGGACUCAUGUACAG
Messenger RNA from Saccoglossus kowalevskii, 1071 nucleotides. RefSeq lists its product as uncharacterized. The record is from RefSeq and is a predicted model, not a curated record. Gene Ontology annotation, molecular function: protein binding; calcium ion binding. Lineage: Eukaryota; Metazoa; Hemichordata; Enteropneusta; Harrimaniidae.